AUGCGUUUGAAUUAUUUGAAGUUUAACCAAAAGCAGCUGCGCUCUGAACUAUACAGUGGAUUGCAGGAUGCAGUACAUGCACAAGAUAGUAUGCUUGAAUCAUCAAACAUAGGACAGCAGAUAAUUUUGCCAUCAAGCUUUACAGGAGGACCUCGCCAAAUGCAUCAACUUUAUCAAGAUGGAAUGGCUAUUGUGCGAGUGUUUGGCAAACCUGAUCUUUUUAUUACAAUGACCUGCAAUCCACAAUGGCCUGAAAUUACUAAUGAGCUUCUUCCAGGUCAAAUGGCACAAGACAGACCUGAUUUAAUUGCCCGUGUAUUUAAUAUGAAGUUAAAAGUGAUGCUUGGAGAUAUUUUAAAAGAUGAUAUUUUUGGAAAGGUGAUAGCUUACCUUUAUACUAUAGAAUUUCAAAAGCCUGAGAUUCCUGACAGAGAUGGUGAUCCAUAUACAUUUGAUACUGUCAAACGAUCAAUGAUACAUGGUCCUUGUGGUGCUUUUAUGCAAAAUGCCCCAUGUAUGAAAAAUGGAAGGUGUCCAAAGCAUUUUCAGGAAAGUACUGCUGUAAAUAAUGAUGGGUACCCUAUUUACAAGCGAAGAGACAAUGGAAAAACAGUAGAAGUGCGUGGAGCAACAUUAGAUAACAGAUGGGUUGUUCCGUAUAAUCCAUAUCUUUCUACUAGAUAUGAUUGCCAUAUAAAUGUAGAGAUUUGUUCAUCCAUUACUGCAGUAAAGUAUCUCUUUAAGUAUGUCUAUAAAGGACAUGAUCGUGCUACUGUAGAAAUAAGAAGACAAAACCACAAGCAAGAAAGUAAUGAUGAGAUAAGUCUCUACCUUGAUGCUCGAUAUGUUUCAGCAUCAGAAGCUUCAUGGCGAUUAUUUCAUUAUCGAUUGCAUGAUAGAAGUCCAGCUGUUGUACACCUCCAAGUUCAUCUUCCAGGACAGCAUAGAGUUAUAUUUCGGGAUGAUGAAUGUUUAGAAAAUGUAGUUGAACGUGCCAAUUCUGAAAAAACAACACUUACAGCAUGGUUCCAAGCUAACACAUUAUAUCCUGAAGCAAGAGAGCUUACUUAUGGAAAUUUUCCUACUCAGUGGGUUUAUAACAGGCAAACCAAUAAAUGGAGCCCAAGGCAACAUGAAAAUGUAAUUGGGCGUAUGUAUUUUGUUUCUCCAAUGGCAGGCAAGCGAUAUUAUUUAAGAAUUUUACUUAAUGUAGUUUGUGGUGCUACUUCUUUUGAAAAUCUCCACACUGUCAAUGGAGUUUUAUAUAAUACUUUCAAGGAAGCCUGUGCCAUUUUAGGAUUGCUACAGAAUGGUGAAGAAUGGGAUCAAUGUUUAGCAGAAGCUGCUCAGGUACAGACUGGAUCACAACUACGUAAUUUGUUUGCUACACUACUUCUGUUUUGUGAUCCAGUAAGACCUGAGAAUCUUUGGGAGAAGUAUUUUUAUGCUCUUAGUGAUGAUAUGCAAUUUCAAGUUCAUGAUAAUGUUGAAAAUACUGAUAUCCACAACCGAGCUUUAACCCAUUUGCAAUCAAUUUUAAAUAGGCGUGGAAAAUGUCUUAAAGAUUUUCCUGAUAUGCCCAUACCUGAAGUUCUUUCUGAUUGUGAUCAAGACAAUUAUCUAAUUUAUGAAGAACAAAGCUAUAAUAUUGAAGAGCUUACUCAAACAGUUGAAAAUGGAAUUCCUCAAUUAAAUGCAGAUCAGAAAGUUGCAUUUGAAAAAGUUAUAACUGCUGUGGAAAAUCAAACCCCUGCUAUGUUUUUUAUUGAUGGUCCAGGUGGAACAGGAAAAACUUUUUUAUAUAAUGUUCUACUUGCAAAGAUUCGUUUAGAUGGACAUAUUGCUCUGGCAAUAGCUUCUUCAGGUAUUGCUGCACUUCUUUUACCAGGUGGCCGAACUGCCCACUCCCGAUUUAGAAUACCUAUUAAUUUAAAUGAAGAUUCUACCUGUUCCAUCUCUCAUGGCUCUGAUACAGCCUUACUAUUGCAAAGAACAAGUCUUAUUGCUCCAAUGAUGCAUAGAUAUGCAUUUGAAGCUGUAGAUCGCACUUUAAAAGACCUCAUGAAAGCUGUUGAUCCUGAUUUGGAAGGAAAACCAUUUGGAGUUGUAAAAGGUGGCCAAGAAGAGAUUGUAGGAUCCUGUUUGCGUCGGUCCCCUUUGUGGAAACAUGUUGAAGUUAUGAAACUUAAAAUUAAUAUGCGUCUUCGUUGUACUACUUCUGAUCUUAUUGAGCAAGAUGAAUUUGCUAGAUGGCUCCUUAAAGUUGGUGAAGGUCACAUUACUGCUGUUGGACCUGAGAAAAACAUUAUUCAGCUUCCUGAUGACAUUGUUUUAUCAUCUGAAGAAUUAACUGACUUAACUCAGUUUGUAUAUUCUGGAUUUUCAUCACAUACCAAUUCACAAUAUUUAGUUGAGCGUGCAAUUCUUGCCCCUAAGAAUGAUCAGGUUAAUGCUAUUAAUGAUAUAAUUAUGACUCAAUUUCCAGGAGACGCUGUUGAGUAUCUUAGCGCAGAUAUGGUUGAAGAACAGGCUGAGGCAGAACAUUUGUAUCCUGUUGAAUUUCUUAACUCUCUAACUAUUGGAGGCCUUCCACCUCAUAGGCUCAUAUUAAAACCUGGUGCACCAAUUAUUUUAUUACGCAAUAUUUCUCCUUCUGAUGGUCUUUGUAAUGGAACCAGAUUAGUCUGCCGAUCUUUUAAUAGACAUGUUAUUGAAGCUGAAAUUAUUACUGGAAAACAUUCUGGAAAUUGUGUUUUUCUUCCUCGCAUUACAAUGACACCUUCAAAUACAGAUCUACCUUUUAUUUUCAAACGUCGUCAAUUCCCUGUGCAGCCUGCCUUUGCAAUGACUAUCAAUAAGUCUCAAGGACAAACAUUAAAUUUGGUUGGUUUAUAUCUUCCAACACCAGUAUUCUCUCAUGGACAAUUAUAUGUUGCCUGUUCAAGAGUAACAUCACGGAAGAACUUGAAAAUUCUUACCUCUAAAUGCAAUGGAGAAAAUGUGCGUUAUGCUAAUCUUACAUCUAACAUUGUUUACCCUGAAGUGUUACAAUAG
Molecule: messenger RNA, 3054 nt
Organism: Entrophospora sp. SA101
Lineage: Eukaryota; Fungi; Glomeromycota; Glomeromycetes; Entrophosporales; Entrophosporaceae
Source: the annotation of a GenBank genome assembly